AUGUUCUCGGCAGGUUCGUCGGAGGUGCAGGUCAUUGCCAUUGAAGCCGGGGAGACUAUAAAGACCCAGAAUUCCUCUACAAACAGCAUGGUAUGUGCCGACGCGUGCGUUGAAGUCACCAAAGACACCUGAGGAGGCACCAAAUACACGUGGCGCACAAUCCGACGACUACAUUUCGUAACCAUCUUGUACACACUAAGGAUAGGGUCGACUAUUUAGAUAAGAAAGAAGUCGUGUAUAAGAUACCAUGCGACACUUGUAAUGCGGUUUACUGUGAUCGAACUGCGAACUCGGCCUCUACACGAAUACGAACAUUAUUUGGCCGCAAAAAAGGCAAAACUACUUGUCCCAAGUUGGCAUGCAUACGUUGGAAACUGGACACAAAUUCGCCUGGAACAGGACUUGUCUUAUAGGUGUCUGCUCAUCUAAAAAGUGCCGUGGAUUUUUAGAGGCAAUCCAUUCUGAUAACGCAUGCAUCAAUCGACACGUAGAAUUGGAUACGCUGUACAGCAGCCUCAAGGAAAAGUGGAAAAGGCAUUAGCAAAUCACACCAUUACACCAGCAGGAGUGACAAGGCGAAAUCGAUUUUUUCGGCUUGUUUAAAUGUUGCCUGUUUUUGCACAGUUACUUCACGUCUGAAGACGACUUGGGGAACGAAGAUUGAAAAUUUCCAAUAACACUUGUCUAUCUUUCCCAAAAAGCUUAUUUCUUUCGAACAUUCAACUUAUAAGCCUUCGGCACAGUCGCCAGGAGGACGUGCAGGUCCUCGUAAAAUUUGUUCUUUAUCGUGUCAGAGCUGAUCAUGGGUGGGGGGGGGGGUGGAGCUCAGACGUCGACGAUAAAGGUGAAGUUGCCACCCCGAAGAUGCUGGCGGAGGCCCAUCCAGCGAUCGUUGAUGCCCUGCGUCAGACAGGACAUGAGUCCGGCGAUGUCGGUCCGGGUGGUGAAGACGACGCCGGCGUUGCGUUGCUCUGCCUUGGGAUGACUGUUCCAGAAGAAGGUGUAGCCGUCACCCACCUCCUUCAGUUAGCCUUCUUCGGAGAACCGAGCGUCGCAGAGUAA
Molecule: messenger RNA, 1062 nt
Organism: Spirometra erinaceieuropaei
Lineage: Eukaryota; Metazoa; Platyhelminthes; Cestoda; Diphyllobothriidea; Diphyllobothriidae
Source: the annotation of a GenBank genome assembly